Messenger RNA from Mizuhopecten yessoensis (Yesso scallop), 3265 nucleotides. RefSeq names its product protein FAM166B-like. The record is from RefSeq and is a predicted model, not a curated record. NCBI's taxonomy places the organism in Eukaryota, Metazoa, Mollusca, Bivalvia, Pectinida, Pectinidae. The transcript is spliced from 7 exons. The coding region runs from base 105 to 1016 and encodes 303 amino acids.
GAGGCGCCCUAGACGACCGAGGGCCGUAUCCAAACAAGUAUCGUAAUAUACGUGUAUAGAUAGGAUAUUGAACUCGGGAUACCUGUCUCAGCCACCGCAGUAGAAUGACAACCGUAGCUUUCGGAGGGGGGCCAUCCCUGGACCAGAGGCGCGCGUUCGCCGCCCUGAGGGAUGGGACACAUGUACCUGGGUACAGGGGAUAUUGUCCACAAAUCAAAUACCGGGUCGGAAAAACCUACGGAACAGAUACCCACAUCUUAGCAGGGGAAGUCCAGCACAGACAUCCCGCCUCCGUGCUCGCAGCACCAACCCAAGCACCUCCCAAACAACUCCCAGACGCAACCGGAGACAACAAAUACACCAAAAACAUGGUCCCUGGCUAUACAGGUUAUAUACCACGGAUCCCUUUUAAGUUUGGUAAUACAUACAAAGAAGACUGUGAUCACUGCAUAGAUGAAUAUUUGACAAAUAGGAAAGUUUAUGACCACAAACAGUCAGACCUUCGACAGCAAAUAAAUGGCCAUCCAAGGCUUACUGCAAUAUCACACGACCCUGAAGUCAAGGAAAGGCUCAACAUGUACAGGGAUACACAUCCAACAAAAUCCAUCUUAGUUGAGGAUAAGAGAGGACUAACAGAGCCCCCCAUUCCUGGUUACCGUGGUUACAUCCCUAGAAUAAAAGCAACAGAGAUGGGUCUGGGCAGUCGUUAUAACCAGACGACUAAGAAGGGCCUAGAACUGUUUGUACAGGAGACAGCAGCCAAUGCAGCACGCAGCACAGGCAAACUUCCUCAGUCACUAUCAAUGGUUUCUCACCAGACACUGAAGAGUGCACCUCCAAGCUUCAACCGACGUCUGUAUGUCAACGAUGGCAUGAUCCCCAAAUACACAGGAUAUAUACCUCACCGAAGAUUUGUGUUUGGAAAUACAUACGGAGACACAACAAGAUCUUUAAAUGUGUGUAGUCAUCCGAGUCAGUCAUAUGGGGACUUUGUCCGCUCAAAAACCACGCUUUAGUUCCCAUAACGCCACGCCUGUCAUCAGCUUAAUGUAAGAAAAAGAAAAACACAAAAAAUUAUGUCUUAAUUGACCUCUGACCUCUAACUGUGAUAUACCAUACUCAGUAUGAUUUUUUUCUGAAGAUGCCCGGUUUAUACAGAGAACCUACCAAGAGUCAACAUUGAAACUGUGCUGGACCAAGGAGCGAACCGUCUUGUUCAGAAUAUUGCUGACCCCAGCAAAAGCUGUGUUGUCCUGGAAAUUAAUGAGUGUUUGGUCUUUUUUCAGAUUCCAACAUUAGUGGACUUAUGGUAUUAUAUUUCGCUGUUGAAAUAUAUAUUUGGUAGGAUUCAUCAUGAAAAACACAUUUUUAUUAUUUCAGGACAUAUUUUGAAAAUUCUGACCAUUAUAAGCAUUGAAAAGAAGUAAUUUGAUAUUUCAGUUAUUUUCAUGAAUGACUAAGUGACAGUAUACCAUAUUUGGCCUGGAAGUGACCCUGUUUUUAGUAUAUGGCCUAUGACUGUGUUUUAUGUAGUCUGUUUUACAUGUAGCUGUUAUGUCCACUGCCUAUAUUUAUAUGUUAAUGUAGUAAGUCUGGGGUCGAGAUGAUAAAAUAAUGUUUGUGAGAGUCAGGAUUUUGUACAUGUAGUACGUACCAUCCUGUGAAUGUUACUGCUAUGAAGGUCAUCUCAGGUCAAGGUCAUCGAUGAUCUUGUGGAUAAAAAUACCGGAAGGCAUGAGAAAAUUAUAUAAAAAGAUACUGAAACAUUGACUUUCAGUAGACUUUUUAUUUAAAAUGUGUUUAUUGAGUACAGUUUUAUAACUGUAGCUACAUGUGGUGUAGGAUACUGGACAGACUUUCAGUUCUUCUAAGGCAGAGGUGUAGGAUAUGCCUGACAGACUUUCAGUCCAACGCUUACUUUUCUAAUCCAUAUAUUUAAUGUAGAAUCAUGUAUAUUUACUAAUGUUGUUGUAUAUAGAUAUAGAAUUUAUGGUAUUUUUAAUAAAUGUUGUUUAAUAUACAAAAUAUCAUUUCAGUAUUAUUUCAUGUAUUGUUACUAUACAUAUGUACUGUAUAAUAUUCCUUGCUGUCCCUGCAACAGCCUACACAAAUCUACUCUUCGCAGUGUUUUUUCUCAAGUCUAUAGUAAUUUGGCACUAAAUAUCAAUUAUUUGCUGACACUUGAUAGUUGAUUAAUUGCUCAAAAAGAUUUAGAAAAUCCAACUUUAUAUAUAUUGACUUCUGCAAUUUUUUAUCUGAAAAAAAUUAAUUCAUUUUUACCCUUAGGAUAUUGAUACGGGAAAGUCAACUGUCAAUAAUUCAAUACAUAUUGCACUUUACAGCAUUAACUAGAAACACAUAUAUAACAGUGUAGUUGUAUUACCCAGGUACAUAGUGUGAAGGAAUAUCAUUGCCUUUCAUUUGGAUCAUUUAUCAUUUACCUGUGCUGUCAUACAAAAUGUGUCAAUUUCUAUAUCUAUGUCUUUAUAGCAAUUUACAUUAAGAACUUUUUAACAUAGAUUUCAUAAUACAAUAAUCAGGUGAAAAUAUAUCAUGGUGGAUUGCCAACCUGCUUUUGUUUUGCUUUGCUUUUUUUGUUUCUGAUAUUUUUUAUAAUUAUAGACAUACAUGUUUAUUGUAGUUUUAACUGGCUCAAUUAGGUUCCAAUUUAUUUUUUCGUUUUUUUCUUCUUAUUAUUUUAAUGUGCCGUGCCAACCUAGCUACUGCUUCAAGAGAGAAAAAUAAGAGAUUUUCUUAUAUUUUAGCCCACAGAGAGCACAAGGGCAUCUAGGUGUAUCAAGUAGUAGAUUUCUAUUUAAAUGGAGUUGAAUCUAAACUAGUACAAACUUGUAGAAAGUUUUCAUUACGUAUAAUUCCUCCCCAGCAACUUGGCCCUUAAGACAGGCUAGUGCCUACCAUAAGCAUUCCAAUAUAUAUAAUCCUAUAUAUUUCUAUUCAACAAACAUGUCUUUCAAAUAGUAUUAUUUAUCAAUGAUAUAAUGCAUACACAUGGUAAUUGUUAGGCUGUAACAUAUCUAAUUGGGAUGGGUGUAUCAGAACACAUGAAGUAUCAUUGGUACAAACUAAUCAAAACAACGGGGAGUAAAGGGCAGUAACUCUUACACAUCACUCACUGGUAGAUUGGGAAACUGUGAAGGUAUAUAUUUUACCAUGUCAUGCCUUAUAUUCUAUUAGAAAGUGCAUAUUUCAUCAAGAUUAUACAAUGAUAUUCCUUUGAAAUUAAAACAUUAUGUUAAAAUCCACA